Molecule: messenger RNA, 1314 nt
Organism: Tigriopus californicus
Lineage: Eukaryota; Metazoa; Arthropoda; Copepoda; Harpacticoida; Harpacticidae
Product: transcription factor JunD-like
Exons: 2
Coding region: 188-1081 (297 amino acids)
Biological process (GO): regulation of cell cycle; regulation of transcription by RNA polymerase II; regulation of cell population proliferation
Cellular component (GO): transcription regulator complex
Molecular function (GO): RNA polymerase II cis-regulatory region sequence-specific DNA binding; transcription factor binding; DNA-binding transcription factor activity, RNA polymerase II-specific
Source: RefSeq, a predicted model, not a curated record
UUCCUUGCCUUUCCAUUGCUGUGUGCAAUGCUGCAGUUGUCUUCUAUUAGAAGAAGUUACAAAAGGUAUCAAAUCCUUGUUCCAAGGACCUGGAACAGUUGAAUGGAACACACCUUAGUGACCAAAUCAGAUAGGAUUUCUGAAAGUACCCAUUUGAGAGCCCGAAACAAAGAGCUGCUACCAAACCAUGUCUCGACAAGCUAACAAAAGGGGUCUAACCCUGGAUCUCAAUUCAGCGCCCGCCGCCAAGAAGACUCGUGUUACGGGUUUGACCCCUGGCAAUCCGCCCAUCUUAACCACGCCUGAUGUACAAAUGCUCAAGCUAUCCUCGCCCGAUGUGGCCAGAUUCUUGUCCAAUCCCACUCUCACUCCAACCACACAGACGCCUUAUGGCUUCAAUAAGUUUGUUACCGAAGAACAGGAGCUCUACGCCAAAGGCUUCGAAGAUGCCUUGAAUAGCGUGAGUUCGCAAGAGCGAACCACGGACAUUAGCACCAUCGAAAAGGCCACGGCAGCUCACCGGUCGAAUCUGGUCAUUGCAGCGCAUGCCAUCGCCAAUCAGCCGCCACUUCCGGUGACAACCCCCAUGCUCAGUCAGGCACCUCCUCCAGCCGUGGUUAUCUCUGCACCCACACCCAGUGUCCUAGCUGAUAUCUCGACUUCCAUGCAUCAGUCAAGACCUUCUUCAGGCGCUUCGGGCAGUUUGGAUUCGUCGGAGGCGAAUCUUCCAGAAGGGGUGAGAGUGAAGGAGGAGGAGGACCAUGAUGACGAUGAUGAUGACGAUAGCUCAUCCAAGUCUGGAGUGGGCUAUUCUCCGGUGGACAUGGAAUCCCAAGAGAAACUCAAAUUGGAACGCAAGAGAUUGCGGAAUCGUGUGGCAGCUUCCAAAUGUCGGAAGAAGAAACUUGAGAGAAUCUCCCAAUUGGACGAGAAGGUCCAAGGCCUCAAGAAUGAGAACACAGAGUUGGCAGCCGUUGUGAAGAAAUUAAAAGAGUCGGUGUGUAACCUGAAGCAAGAGGUCAUCGACCACGUGAACCAAGGUUGUCAGAUUGUCAUCGCUUCUGAUGUGUCUGCUAUUUGAAUAGAGAAUUUAUAGACGGUUUUGAAACCACGUUCGGGUGCUAUUAUGUUACAAAGGCGGCAAUUUUUGAACCUGUUACGAUAAGUCAUUAAUUUAUGACCCAGACUACCCUGAGCUGGGUCAAAAUGUUAUGUUUUAUGUGAGUCAUGUACAAAAGAAGUUGCACCUCUCGUGUGUUUAACCAGAAAUCUAUAUCAAAGUGUUUGCACUGAAUAAAGCUAUAAUAUCUUCGA